This is a messenger RNA of Annulohypoxylon maeteangense, 2701 nucleotides long. Its product is annotated as DUF663-domain-containing protein. Bases 162 to 2588 code for a protein of 808 amino acids. Gene Ontology annotation, cellular component: nucleus; preribosome, small subunit precursor. Gene Ontology annotation, biological process: ribosome biogenesis; endonucleolytic cleavage of tricistronic rRNA transcript (SSU-rRNA, 5.8S rRNA, LSU-rRNA); maturation of SSU-rRNA from tricistronic rRNA transcript (SSU-rRNA, 5.8S rRNA, LSU-rRNA). NCBI's taxonomy places the organism in Eukaryota, Fungi, Ascomycota, Sordariomycetes, Xylariales, Hypoxylaceae. The record is from RefSeq and is a predicted model, not a curated record. The transcript has a single exon. Gene Ontology annotation, molecular function: GTPase activity; GTP binding; U3 snoRNA binding.
CAAAAAUUCGUCAAUUUGAAUCAAUUUGAGUCAACUUGAAUCAUCGGCGCAGAUCCUGUAAGAUCAUACAGGCAUUACGACCAACGAACAACAACGGGGUAACGGCACUACACAUCCUGGCGACUCUACCUUUUAGAUUUAAGGCUGGAGGCGACGUUAAAAUGCCUUCAGCAGUAGCAAGUCAUUCUCACCGGCCGACUACGAAAGUCUUGCCCAAGUCUUUCAAGUCUAAGAAAGCCACCAAAGGCGCUUUGCGAGACCAAGCCAAAGGCAAAGUACCCAACGAAACAGGCCAACGAAAAACUCCUCAUCAACAAGUCAUGUCUAAAUUCGACCGUCGCAAUCAGGCAAAGCAGCGCCAGCUAGCCAAACACAAGGAACACCAAAAGGAGACUUCAAUUUUCUCUGGCCGAGAUUCUGCGCCAAGAAUAGUUGCAGUUGUUCCAUUGUGCGCCGACGUCAAUGUCACUACCGCUAUCCAGAGUCUAAACAAAAGUCUCGAUAUCGAAUCCGAGGUCACCGAAACCAGCUUCCGAGUACCCGUCGAUCGAUUCAAGCAAAAGCUGCAAUAUGUACCGGUCAAGAGGGACCUCACAGCAUCUAUGGAUGCGGCAAGAGUGGCAGAUUACGUCGUAUUCGUGCUCUCUUCUGAGGUCGAGGUUGACGCUUUAGGCGAGCUUAUCAUCCGAAGUGUUGAGAAUCAGGGCAUGUCAACACUAUUCACAGCUGUACAAAAUUUGGAUGCAAUUCAACCCGCAAAGGCCCGCUCUGAUGUUGUCAAGUCGCUCGCCUCAUUUAUGACACAUUUCCACCCAGGGCAAGAAAAGAUUUAUAACCUCGACUCAAGACAAGAAUGCUCUAAUCUUAUGAGGUCACUUUGCACGACAACACCAAAGGGUAUCCAUUGGAGGGACCAACGGUCAUGGAUGCUCGUUGACGGAAUCCAGUGGCCAUCCACUGAAAAUGAAUCAACAGUGUUAACUGGUGUCGUUCGGGGAAAGGGGCUGAAGGCUGAUCGCCUGGUUCAGGUUGGAGACUGGGGAACCUUUCAAAUCGAGAAGAUCACGGCCGCACCACUCCUGGUUAAGAACAGGAAAGGCGACGGGAUGAUCAUAGAGGAGUCAGAAACCGAUAAUAUCCUAGAAAUCCCCGACGAGGAUCAAGAUGAUCUUGCCGACUUAGCACCAGAAGAAGUUAUGAUGGAUGAUGCUGAAAUGGAAGGAAAUGUGGAAGAGCCUAUAAAACAAAAGGGUGUUUUGUUAGACGAUCAUCACUACUUCUCGGAAGAAGAACGGGAAGAGUAUACUAUGCCGAAGAAAUUACCCAAGGGAACAUCGUCCUACCAAGCAGCUUGGUUCUUAGACGAUGUUUCAGAUUCCGAGUCAGAGCUAGAUGAUCAAGAAAUGGAGGACGCGCAAGACGAGAACCUACCUGCAGCACCGGAAGACGGUAUGGAGGGUAUUGCGCAUAGGGAGCCUACCGAGGCUGCCAUGUCGGAAUACCCUCAGUCAGAGAUGUUUGUUGAACCAAACGAGGACGAUGAUGCUGCACAGCUAGAAGCAUAUCGCUCUAGGAAACGCGACGAGGCAGAAGACGACAAGGAGUUCCCUGACGAGAUUGAAUUACACCCCAAUGUUCUUGCUAGGGAGCGUCUAGCGAAAUAUCGAGGCUUGAAGAGCCUGAGGACAAGCCCUUGGAAUACGGACGAGGACCGGCCAUUCCAACCAGAUGAGUGGUCGAGAUUAUUACAAAUCUCCGAUUAUCAAUCUUCUCGAAACCGCUCAUUGCGAGAAGCCCUCGUUGGUGGAGUCGCCCCUGGCACAAGGGUGCAUAUUCACCUUAAAGACGUCCCUAGAGAUUUAGAGAAGUCAUACACGCCUUCACAACCAAUCACACUCUUCUCUCUAUUACGACAUGAAAAUAAGAAGACAUCUUUGAACUUCGAUAUCACCCACAAGGAAGACUUUGAAAAGUCUAUCAAGGGCAAGGAGGAGCUCAUUGUUCAAUGUGGCCCUCGACGGUUCGUCAUCAACCCCUUAUUUUCGCUUCCCGGCAACACCGAGAACGAUGUCCAUAAAUACUGCCGAUACCUUCACCCCGGCCAGUCUGCCAUCGCAACGUUUAUGGGUCCCAUUACUUGGGGGUCUGUGCCGACGUUAUUCUUCAAACGGACAACCGGGGAAGAUGGAAACGGCCUUCCCCUCCAGUUAGUAGCAACAGGCACCGCUCGUGCACCUUCAACGUCUAGGGUCAUCGCAAAACGUGUCAUCUUGACUGGCCAUCCUUACCAUAUUCACAAGAAGGUCGUUACCAUCCGGUACAUGUUCUUCAAUCGGGAAGACGUAGAAUGGUUCAAGGCAUUGCCGUUAUGGACGAAGAGAGGUAGAGCUGGAUAUAUCAAAGAGACACUUGGUACUCACGGGUACUUCAAGGCAAACUUUGACGGAAGAAUCAACCCGCAAGAUGCGGUUGGCGUUAGUCUUUACAAGAGGGUGUGGCCGCGGAACGCCAUUCCCUUUACCGGGCCCCUCUUGGAAGCGGGAGCUUCGGUAUCGCAAGACGAGUCUAUGGGUGAGGAUAUACAGUAGACAUGCAAAUAUAGAUAGAGCAUAAGCAUGUCGGCUUCCGGUCACCUAUAAAAGACCAAGAGGAGCACGGCACAUGACUUUGGACGUCACAAUCGUUCGGACUAUUACGAGAU